This is a messenger RNA of Drosophila grimshawi, 1616 nucleotides long. RefSeq names its product synaptic vesicle glycoprotein 2A. Gene Ontology annotation, cellular component: membrane. Lineage: Eukaryota; Metazoa; Arthropoda; Insecta; Diptera; Drosophilidae. The coding region runs from base 24 to 1553 and encodes 509 amino acids. The record is from RefSeq and is a predicted model, not a curated record. Gene Ontology annotation, molecular function: transmembrane transporter activity. Gene Ontology annotation, biological process: transmembrane transport. The transcript is spliced from 9 exons.
AUGGACGCCGUUGGAGUAGUAAAAUGCAGGACCGUAUUUCAGAAUCUGGUGAUUCCAACUCAUUGGAAUAUGACGAAGUCUUGGAGAAGAUUGGCUAUGGCAAGACCCAGUGGAUUCUAUUGCUUGUGAGUGGUCUCUUAACAAUCUCUUCUGUAGCUGCCCAACAAUCACUGGGAAUUAUUGUAAUCGCAUCCCAAUGCGAGUUUCAUACAACAGAAGCCGAGAAGGGCCUCAUGAUGGCAGCAUCUGUUGCAGGUAUCUGCAUAUCAAACUAUAUAUGGGGAUAUAUCAGCGACGUCAUCGGCCGACGAACAGUUUUACUUUGGGGAGCAUUUAUUUCGAGCGCCCUUCUGAUUAUUCUCAUGUUCGUUACAAGUGUUUGGUUAUUUAACAUUAUCAACUUCCUCUGCGGUAUCAGUCUUGGCGCUGUGUCAGCUGGACUUUAUCCGUAUUUGAGUGAAUUCAAUAUACCUCGGCACCGAGCAGUUACGAUCAACUAUUCGACGAUGUUUGUCAGUGUGACCGCAAUUUAUGUCCCAGCAACUGCUUGGGCGAUAUUAUCUUCAGACUGGUCAAUCCAUGUAGUUGGCGAAUUUGUUUUCCGACCAUGGAGAUUGAUAAUGCUAGCGUCUCUUUUACCGGGUCUUAUUGGAGGAAUAAUUCUUAUAUAUUAUCCCGAAAGCCCGAAACUUCUGCUCUCCCAAAAUAGAGAAAGUCAGGCACUAAGCGCUGUAGAUUGGAUUAGUAAAUUUAAUCGAGGUCUUUCAGUAACUCAUGUGCUCAAAAAUAAUGAAUUUUCGCUGAAACCUGAAAUACAAGCCGGAGAAAAUGUGUUGGCAAACCAGAAGGGUUGUGGCAUGGUAACAAACAUCGCGCGCGCCACAAUUCCAUUAUUUCAUAAGCCGCAUGGUUUCAACUUCAUAUUGUGCAACGUGGCUGUGCUUUGUUUGUUUUUCAGCUCAAAUGGUAUGCAGUUCUGGUUCCCAGAAAUAGUAAACCGUUCAUCGAGCGCUGAAAACACUAAUUCAACAGUUUGUCAAAUAUUGGAAGGCUCCUACGGUAAACAAGCUCAAAAUGUCGCAUUAAAUAGCACUGCGGUGUGUUCCGAUGAGAUUUCAACUAGAACCUACAUUGAUAAUAUGAUUGUUGGAGCUUCAUUUUUAUUGGGAUUCGCCAUACAAGGCGCUAUUUUGAAUCCUCUGGGUCGAAAGAACGUUCUGUUCGCUGCACUCGUAUUCUCGAUUUUAAGUGGAGUUUUACUACACAUUGUUUCGAACUCCACAGUGGUGCUAAUACUAUUUUGUCUUUACAUUCUGUUGCCUGGAUUAUCGAUUUCCAUUAUGAUAGGAGCGAUUGUGGAUCUGAUGCCAACACAUUUAAGGGGAAAAGCAACAAGUUUGGUCAUGUCACUGGGACGAUUUGGUAUUAUUGCAUCAGCAAACUUAAUUGGAAUAACAUUACUACCGUUUUGCAACUCAACGAUUGCUUUAUUUACAAUUGUUCUUAUUGUAUGUCUGAUAAUUGUGUAUCGUCUGCCAAUAAGAAAUUCAUAAUGAAGCAUUUUGAAAUUUGGAACAAUCGUACACUUGUAAAUAAAUAAAAUAAAAUUUUAAUAC